GUGCGCAUGCGCCAGGCCGUGACGUGUCCACAGAGUGUCAGGCAGGGGAUGUGAGAAUGAGCGAGGACUCCGGGGAUAAACUUGUCUGCUGAGGUGCGGAGGCUCGGAGCGACGCCGUGGAGGAUUUAGCAACAGCUCUCAGUCGUAGGUGGAGGUUUGACUUAGUUACCGCUGCGCUUCAGCUCAGCAAAGUCUCUUCAACUCACUUUUAUUUCCGCGACAUUGACCGUUGAGCUAAGUCCGCUAGCCACAGUUGAGCUAACCACAGUCGGUAAUCUGAGCUGAACAAUAGCACGGUCACCGGGUUUAGCUAACAUUAACAUGUAAUCGAUGUGGCCGUUGCUCGCUAGCCUUUUAGCUUAGUUUAACCGUCCACCUCUCGUUAGCUUAGCGUGUAGCCCGGUGUCCAGUCCGUUAGCCGGCAGCAGGAGUGACAGGAGAGGAAGAUGUCCCGGAGGAGACUGGACAGUCGCAGCGGACUCUCCGCAGGUCUGCUCGGAGAAACCCAGACCCCGAUCAGCACGGAGCCCCUGGACAGUGUAUAUGAAGUCACCGGAGAGCUGGGGAGGGGGAAGUUUGCAGUGGUCAGGCGCUGUGUGGAGAAGGCCUCAGGCAAAGUGUUUGCUGCUAAAUUCCUUCGGAAAAGGAGGAGAGGCCGCGACUGCCGGGCUGAUGUCAUUCACGAGAUGGCCGUCCUGGAGAUGGCCCGUAACAAUGCUCGAGUGGUCAAACUGCUUGCUGCGUAUGAGACGGAUCACGACAUCGUCUUAGUGCUGGAAUAUGCGGCAGGUGGAGAGAUAUUUGAUCACUGUGUGUCUGAGGAGCUGCUGCCAGAGGUACAGAUCACCAGACUGAUCAGGCAAACACUGGAGGGAGUCCACCACCUCCACCAGAGAAACCUGGUGCACUUAGACCUCAAGCCACAGAAUAUUCUCCUGACCAGCCUGUCCCCUCCAGGGGAUAUAAAGAUCGUGGACUUUGGCCUGGCACGUAGAUUGGGUGCGGUUGGAGAGCUCAGAGAGAUUCUUGGCACACCUGAAUAUGUGGCUCCAGAGAUUCUGAAUUAUGAGCCAAUCACAACAGCGACCGACCUGUGGAGUGUGGGCGUUAUAGCUUACAUGCUGGUGACGGGUGAGUCGCCGUUUGUCGGCGACGACAAGCAGGAGACGUAUCUGAACGUGUCCCAGGUGAACGUGGACUACAGCAGGGAGGCCUUUUCCAGGGUGUCUGAGCUGGCUGUGGACUUCAUCCGCAAGCUGCUGGUCAAAACACCAGAGGACCGGCCCAGUGCUGCAGAGUGUAUGAGCCACCCGUGGUUGUGGCAGCUGUGUCUGAGCCCCGACCCCACCGCCGUCAGCCGCACCAUCCGCGAGAGGACCUGUGGCACCAAGUGUGCAGCGCCAUCCGAAGACAAGGAGAACUUCCUGGAGUCCCCACACUCGCAUGCAAAGAGGUUUCGCUUUGACGAGGAACCAUCCGCCCCUGGGGAUGGUGACUUUUGAAAAAGUAAAAUUGGAGGAAUCGAAGGCGGGGGUGCCCACCUCUUCCUCUGAGUUUUUUAAUUAUUUUAAGCCCCCACACCAGCAGCCGUAUGCUGCCCCCCACUCAAGAGUAUUUAGGUUGUGUUCAUAUCUCACUAAUUUGCAAAAUUCCAAGAUCAACCACUCAAACCAAAGAUAACCAGCUAUAUUUUGAGAUCUAUCACUGAUGCUGUUAAAAGUGAAAAUGUACAUGUCUAUUAAUGCAGUGUGUUUAACCUAAAGUAUUUAAUUCUUUUCAUUGUUCAGAUCUUUACUAUUUUCAAGGGCUGCAUGAGCCGGCUCUAUGUUUAUCUGUCCCUUUACUGAUGAAGGCCAGUCAUUCUAGGGAAAUCUAUGCAAUACUUCUGUUGUAUAGUUAAAACCUUUUUUAAAAACCUUUGAGAAGUUAGCUGCACUCUGCCUUAAGGUGGGAUGUGAAGUGUUCUUAUUCCAGCUAUUGUUAGUGGCACUUGAGCAGAAAUGUGUGAUAUAGAGAGAAGAACCUCUGCAGGCAGGAAGUGUGAUCGUGUCCUCAUUUGCAUGUGGGUGCCGAUGGACAGCAGUGUCAUGGGAAAUCAGGUUGAGUUUAAAAGACUCACACUGGCCACUGUCAUUUUUUUGAGAAGACACUGCUGUCCAUGUCACUCACUUCCCCGCAGCACUUCCACUUGAAUAACAACCAGCAGAAGGACACAAUCACACACAAGCAUAUAACAUUCCUAUUAUGUUUGCCUUGUCCCCCGAUGUUAAACUUUCAUGUUCUCCAUGUCUGCUCCAGAUGAAGGGUUCAAAUUAGCUCAGGGCUUCAGAUACAACUCAUUUUAAUAACUGGAACCAUAAUGUAGCCCCCUUCCACAGAACCCGGAGACCUCCACAUUCAGUCUUAAUCUUGUAUUCAGGUUAAUCUGGUAGAAACAAAUCAUUGUACUGUUGGAAUCAUUCUUUAUCCUCCCUCAGUAACAUAAGGCUGCUCUGGCUCAAUAUAAAACUAAUGAGUCAUUCCCAUGCCACGCCCAAACUUACUCGGAUGAUUUCCUCAGUAAGGCAGGAGAGAAACACGACUUCAGCACUUAGCUUCACGAGCACACGUUCAGAACUGAUAAGCACAACAGGAGCUAUUUCUGAAGGUUUGUCUGAUUAUGUGUCCUUGACAGGUUCAUUGUCUUUGAAUCCCUCACCAAAGCCAUUCCGUCUGCUUACACGGCGUCAGCAUUACAAGCUACUCUCGUCCCCCUGGGUCAGGUGAUUUGUUCCUGGUGUUUUCAUCUCAGGGCAUGCUGCUCACUCUCUGCUCACUUUGUUUUCUUUUCCUAACAUUAUUCUUGUAGGCCUAUGAUAAAAAAUAAUAAUUAUUAUUUAUGUGUUGGACUUAUAUUUUUAUGUAAAUAAUGUGCUCACAUGUGUUUUAAGAAGGAUUCUGGGGGGAGUCGAGUGGUUUUGAACGAUUCUGGUGUUAUUUAAAACAAGAUGCUGUUGUGGUUACAGUAUAAUGACUCAUAAAUGUUGGACUGCAGCGAAUUGGAAAGUUGAAAGUAAAGAUUAGUUUUCAGGUGGUACUAGGAAGUAAGGAAGGAUGAGUCAGGUGGUUUUAGUCAAAAGAAGGUGAUGAAAUAUUUUGAGAAGUGCAUGUCUUGAACGAAACAUGUAAUGGAGCAGUUUUUGACAAAUGGGACAUCUGACUAUUUCCCAAAAUGUCGAACUGUUUGUUUUGAUGUUGGCUUUUGAGAUUUGUAGGCAUGAAAGACUUGUAGGACUGAUGCUAUGUUUUAAAAAACGGAGAUGGAUGUUUGUCUCAAGAAGUGAAACAGACACACUGUAUCACGUGAAAUAUGAGGCACUUACUUGGAAGUGGCUGCCAAAAGAGUAACUGUAAUGUCAUAAUAUUUAAUGCUGUUCACUCACAGGAAGUGCCAUCUUUUGUUCAAGUGAUACUUGAAUGAAAAAAAAACCAUCCACCACCUCUAUAGUGCAGCACCAGCAACUGUGAUUGCUGUUAACCUCCAAACAUUCCUCCUGUAGUUGCGAGGUGCCAAACGGAAUAAGUCCAUGUUGUAUUUGUUUGUUGUUGUCACCAGCUGAGACAAAGGCCUUUGUGCGGGAGAUGGGCGUCUCCAGCCACAACCAUGCUCUCAUCUUCAUGAUGUCAUCCUUUCAAACUGGAACACCACACUGUAAAAGAUGUUUUCUUCUCAAUAAGAUUCAACCUGAGUGAGCAGUUUCGACUCCAAACCAGCUUCAUACUGUCAGACUAUGGAAGCAGGAGAUGCCACAUUGUCUCUUUUUACACUGUAUAAAGAAAUAAGCUUGGAUUUGACUUCAUCUCAAGAGUGACAUCUUUAAGUCUGGUCACAUGUUUCUACCUAAUACUGUAUCUAGACGUGCAAUAGCACCUUAAAAAUCUCAAUUCAGGCUGAUUAUGAAAGUUUCUCAAGUGUUUACUUUGAAAAGGAAACUUCCAAACUCAGUUGCACAGAAACGAAUGAAGCUGCUUUUCCUGUUGCACCAGAGUCUGUAACAACCAGAUGAAGUUGACAGAUCUGCAGAGAGGAUGGACUUGUUUUGCAAUGCAGUGAUGUCAGGGAUCUCUCUGCAGGAUGACGAAAUGCGUGAACGGGUCGGACACAAGUGGCUCGUGUUUGCCGGAGUUGUUUAUCUGUCACUUGAACAUGACUUAUGCUGUGGUGUAGGUUUUUGUACAGCUAUUGUACUGUUAUUUCCAGCAGCUAGUCACCCGGUGGCCUCGGUGCCUGAGUGCUCAUCGUGUGAACGGGAGGUGCUCAGCUGGCGGUCCUGAGCUACCACUGAUGUCACCCAACACUUGUGUCUUUUCUGUAACUGCAGCCAGACUGAAGGUCACUGUAGACUUAAGUCAAACCAGCCACAAGCACAAGCAAAUACAUGUUUGAGAUGUUUGUUUAUUUUGCAUUUUAUAUAUAUUUUUAAUGUAUGAGCAUUCUGAUUGCAUCUGAAAUGACUAAAAGAAAAGACAUAAUCUGUGUUAUAUUCUGAUCAACUGCAGGCUAAUAUGUAGGCAUUGCAAAACAAACUGAAAAAGCUCAUUAAAGAUUGUAGAAAAUA
Messenger RNA from Hippoglossus stenolepis (Pacific halibut), 4598 nucleotides. RefSeq names its product serine/threonine kinase 17b (apoptosis-inducing) (gene stk17b). Gene Ontology annotation, biological process: protein phosphorylation; intracellular signal transduction; positive regulation of apoptotic process. Gene Ontology annotation, molecular function: ATP binding; protein serine/threonine kinase activity. Lineage: Eukaryota; Metazoa; Chordata; Actinopteri; Pleuronectiformes; Pleuronectidae. Gene Ontology annotation, cellular component: nucleus. The record is from RefSeq and is a predicted model, not a curated record. The transcript is spliced from 7 exons. The coding region runs from base 447 to 1502 and encodes 351 amino acids.